GGCUGAACUGUUCCAGAGCGCAGAUAAAGAGAAGGGAGCGCAUCUCUGUGUCAGACACCUGAUGAGCAUCCCCCAAACUCUGGAAAGCAGCCGGGGACAGAACCUCCCGAGAGAUCACUGUUUUGGGGAUUUUAUCGAAGCUCUAUCAAGUUUGGAAAACACCAGCAAAGGAGUAUUACUUUUAUAAAAGUAGGCUACAGUAAUAAACUGGACUUUCAGAGAUGGCACUCUCUUUUCGACGCAGGUGUUUGCUUUUGCUGUGUUUGACAGCUAUCCAGGGUGGCCAUGCUUCCGUUCAGACAUGCAUGGAUAAGCACCAGGUGGUCGGGGUGCUCCGUCAGAUGGAGAAGUUUCUGAAAGGCCAGGAGAUGAGAUUCACCGAGGGCCUCAGGAUCAUGAAGUCAAAGCUGGCGACACUUCAGAACUCGGUCUCCAAGUUACCUCAAGCGGACCAGACAGCCGCUCCAACCACCUGCCCCUCUCUGGAAGCCCCUGCUCACGGAAUAAAGUUCGGCUCAAAGUACUUUGUCGGACAUGAGGUCCACUUCACUUGUUCCCAGGGAUACCGUAUUGUUGGCUCUGCUACGCGGGCCUGCCGGGAUAACGGCACCUGGACGGGGAUCAGUGCUAUCUGUAAAGAUAUAAGUGAGUGUGAAAGUAAUCCCUGCCAAAAUGGAGGUACCUGCGUGGAAGGUGUUAACCAAUACAAAUGCACCUGCGCCCAGAACUGGAGUGGCUCUCACUGUCAGCACCAAACACAGACAGCACCACCUGAGUGGAGCGUCAUGAACGAUCCAGCAUUCAGCCGGAGACCUCGCUGCGCCCAAGUGAACCAAGCCCAACACUGCAGCUGUGAUGCAGGCUUCCACAUGAGUGGCACCUCUGACAACAGUAUCUGUCAGGAUGUAAACGAAUGCGAAGUGUACCGGUUGGACCAAGGAGGGAAGCUGUGCGUCCACGAGUGUGUGAAUGUCCCGGGCUCUUACCGCUGCUCCUGCCCCAGCGGCUACAAGUUGCUUGCAGACAGGCGGAGCUGUGAGGAUGUGGACGAGUGUUUGAGCCAGCAGCACAACUGCAGCCGAGGGACAACUUGUAUCAACAUGGGGGGAGGCUUUCACUGUGUCAACCCAGAGUGUCCCCGUUCUCAUGGCAACAUCAGCUACGUCAAGACAUCUCCCUUUCAGUGUGAGAGAAACCCCUGCCCCAUGGACAGCCGCUCCUGCCACCUGGCUCCUAAGACCGUGUCCUUCCACUACCUGUCUCUGAGCUCCAACCUGCAGACUCCUGCAACUCUUUUCCGUAUGGCGACCGCCUCCGCCCCAGGUCGCACCGGGCCCGACAGCUUGCGUUUCGGCAUAGUGGGCGGAAACUCCAGAGGUAUCUUUGCCAUGCAGCGUUCAGACAGGCAGACCGGGGAGCUGAUCCUGGUCCAGCAGCUGCGAGGGCCGCAGGAGAUCAGCAUAGACGUGGACAUGUCUGAGUACAGCGACCGCACCUUUCAGGCCAAGCAUGUGGCUAAGGUUAACAUUCUGGUUUCACCUUACAACUUCUGAGAGAGAGCUGGAGACGGAGGAAGACGAGACGGCGAGGUGAAGAAGAACACGGAGCAGUGUAAUGAGAACUGAGUUUCCUGGUACUGUUUCUUUAUCCCCUAUCAGUAAUUCAAUUGUCUGAGUAGCCAAUUGCAGGACAACACUUGUUCAGUGGCCAAAUACCACAAUAGUGAGAGUGGCAGGUACGGAGGCCCAUGUGGUUAUGACUUAAGAACAGGUGAAAGAGGCGUUGCCAAUGUAAUCUUUCUACGUUCAUUUUUCUAUGUUUUACUUUUUUCCAAUACUCACCUGGCAACAAGAGGCUGAAAUGCACCACUACCCUACGUUUGGUAAAAUUACCUUUGUGUCUUAUCAGUUUAAAACACAUAUUAUUGUUUCUUAUGUUUGGAGUUUGUGGAUACAUUUUAAACUCUCUCUAGAAUACUUAAUUGUUUUAAGUCCAAUUUGGAACAAGUUUUGCAGAUCAGACUCUUGUGGCCAGAAAAUAAGUAUUACAACACUUUCACCUGCCAACACUUAUUUCACCUGUUGCACAGAGGAAAAACACUGUAAAAACUUGAAACCUUACCAAGUAUAUUGGUCUUAUUUCUAGUCAUAUAAUCUGUGUCUGUGUUUUUACACCUGAUAUAAGACAUAAUAACUUAAGAAGUAACUAUGCAGUGAGAUACAGGGUCUUGUUCUUAGACAAUGCAUCUUAAGUAUCUUUUUAAGUCAAAGACUCUUUUUAAGUCAAAAACUUAUUUUCAGCUGUAUCUCAGAUUACGUUUUUUUGACAUGUCACAAGGUUUUUAAGAUGCUGUGGUAUUUGUGAAAGAUGGAUCACCUUCUUUCAAGAAAUAUAUAUUACUUGAUUUUAGGAAACACAUUUUUGUUGGAACAUCACCAACUUAACAUCAGAAAACAGAAAACUGAAAUGCAUUUCCGGCUCAUUUUUUUACACAUAAUUUCCUGAUUCUGGUAAAAAUACGUUUUCCCAGCUAAUUACAAGAUCUUAUUUAUCUAAGUAUCCCAUCUUAAUUCAAGAAAUCUUACCAAGCAAAUGUUUACUUGUUCUAUUGGCAGAUUUGUUUACUUAUUACAAGCGAAAACACCUUGUUUUCAUAAUUGUUUUUACUUGAUUCAGGAGCAGCGUUCUCCAGUGUAGAUACUUUGUUCACCUCUUCUUAAGUCAUUACCACCAACAUUACUUUUUCUUACUUGCCUCUCAGGGCUUCCUUAGACAAGCUAAUAUUUAACAGUUAUAUUAGGAAUAACAAUAUACGGCAGAACAGAUCAUAGAUGCAUCUUUGAGGAGUGUCAGUAAGAGCUUUGACUGAUGGCGUUUGUCUGAGUGUGUUUGAAUGGAUGAAAACUAGCUAAUCAGAAGCAUAAUGAAUGGGUUGGGAGGGAUGGAAGUAUGUUUUUUGAGAUUGCUGUUGCUUUAUGUUGGUAUUUUUUGAAUGUCUAUCAAAGAUCAUGUCUGUGUAGCUCAGGGUCUGGCCCCGGGGCUGAUGCACUGCCCUCGCUUUGUUAAUGAUAAAUCCGUAUGAGACAUUAGUGCUCCUGAGGCUCUAAUUUAUUGGAAAUAUUAUUGGUUUUUACAUUGUGACAUACUGUACGCCACAUGUUUAUCUUCCAUCGUAUACUGUAUAUUUGUUUUGUUUUUGUACUAGCCUUUCUUGUUUAAGGUAUCAUCCAUUAUACUGAGAGUGUUUCUUUUAAAACAGUAGAUCCAAUACUGUAGCUGGGCAUAUUUUCUGUAUUACUCAUUUUCUGUAUGUAACCCAGAAAUCAUUAUAUUCAAAAUCACAGAUGAUUUGGCAAGCUUGGCAAAUGCACUACACAAUUUAUGUGGAAUUUUAAUUGUCUCUGCAUAACUGAAAUAAAGUCAGUCUAACAUUUCA
Molecule: messenger RNA, 3436 nt
Organism: Trematomus bernacchii (emerald rockcod)
Lineage: Eukaryota; Metazoa; Chordata; Actinopteri; Perciformes; Nototheniidae
Product: fibulin-7
Exons: 8
Coding region: 222-1553 (443 amino acids)
Molecular function (GO): calcium ion binding
Source: RefSeq, a predicted model, not a curated record